AUGCGACAACCAUUGCUGAGACAUGCAGCGCGCUCCAUAUUUCUACAUUCACCACCGGCCUCAGCUUGCCCACAUGCAGUCGCGCCGACCAUCCAGGGACCAAGGCAAGCUCUGACUUGCAUACAACGCCGCUACCUCUCCCAACAACGACGGCACUUUGCCGAUGAGAAGAGAAGCACGCCCUCCGGCUCCUCCUCCAGCGAACCGAUCAACCUAGGUGCCCCACCCACCGCAUCUCAACAAUCUCAACCGCAUCCCUCUCCCUCCUCCGCCGACUCACCCACGGCUACAGACCUAAAGCAAGGAGCCGCAUCUUCCUCCCCGCCCCCCCCUCCCGGACUCACGCCCAACAGUGGCGAGCUCCCCUCCGCCUCCGAGCGCCGCCGCUCCCACAUCUCCAAGCGCCUCACAAACAUAAUGGACAACCUGCAAGGCAACAUCUUCCUCGCUUCGCAGCACCUCAAUGACCUCACCGGCUACUCCGGCAUCGAGGCCCUAAAACGCACCAUCACUGCGCACGAGCAGCACCUCGAGGCUUCGCAGGAAGACGUCCGCGUCUCGCGCCAGAACUACAAGCAGCUCGUCGCGGACCGCGCUGCUAGCCAGCGCGAGGUCACGACGCUGCUGGCGAGGAAGGAUACGUGGACGCCGAUUGACCUGGAGCGCUUCACGAGUCUGUAUCGCAGCGAUCAUGGGAAUGAGCAUGCGGUGCAGGAGGCGACGCAGCGGUUGGCGGAUGCGGAGAGGACGGCGGAGCAGGCGGGGUCGAGACUCAAUGCUGCCAUUUUGGCGAGGUAUCAUGAGGAGCAGAUUUGGUCGGAUAAGAUUCGUAGGAUGAGUACGUGGGGGACGUGGGGGUUGAUGGGGGUCAAUGUGUUGUUGUUCUUGGUGUUUCAGUUCGGGUUUGAGCCGUGGAGGAGGGAGAGGCUGACGAAGGGAUUUGAAGAUAAAGUGCUGGCGGCGCUGGAGAGGGAGAGGGAAGUCUUGAGAAUUGAGGAUGGAGAGGCUGGCUCUGCCGGUGGCGUAGAAGCCGUAGAGGCAAAAGAGCAGAGUCUCGAGGUGGAGUUGAUAGGGGUAACUACCCCUGAGCUGGCCGCUGGGAUUAUAGAGACGACUGGUAGCCCCGAGGCAACCCCCCUAGAGACAGAAGGUAAGACGCCCGAAUUCUCGCUGCAGUGGCGCCAACCAAAUACCUGGAAAGAAGGUCUGGUUUCGCCCUGUGUAGCGCGAGUACAGAACCUCUUCAGCGAGGAGAAGGUCUCGCUGCGGAAACAAGAUGUCACGCUUGUAGCAUUAGAGGGCCUGGCGACGGGUGCUGCGGUGGCAGGGCUGGCCGUCAUGUACAUACUUCGCCCGAACUAG
Messenger RNA from Pseudogymnoascus destructans, 1362 nucleotides. It is a transcript of the gene SHE9, whose product is annotated as sensitivity to high expression protein she9. Bases 1 to 1362 code for a protein of 453 amino acids. Gene Ontology annotation, biological process: inner mitochondrial membrane organization. The record is from RefSeq and is a predicted model, not a curated record. The transcript has a single exon. Gene Ontology annotation, cellular component: mitochondrial inner membrane. Lineage: Eukaryota; Fungi; Ascomycota; Leotiomycetes; Thelebolales; Thelebolaceae.